Coccidioides posadasii C735 delta SOWgp is the source of this 1764-nucleotide messenger RNA. RefSeq lists its product as uncharacterized. The record is from RefSeq and is a predicted model, not a curated record. NCBI's taxonomy places the organism in Eukaryota, Fungi, Ascomycota, Eurotiomycetes, Onygenales, Onygenaceae.
UGUGAGGUUGCAUCUUGUGAGUGCGGUUCCCGUGGCUUAGAGUGAGGAGUUGGCUGAGGUGGUUGGCAAGUUAGCCAAAAUCCAAGAAAAGCAGAGCUCAAUGAAGGGAGGAGGAUGGUGCUCAGCCAUUGCACCCGUAUUCCGAAGGUUUUGCACCCAAGAAACCGUUGCACUGCCCGCACGGCUUGUUUGCCGGAACUGGCCUGGCUAGCCGCUUGCCAAAUUGCUGCUUUGAGGAUCCCACCAACCAGCGCAGGCCAUUGAAGCCACUCGCUGACUCGGACGCCGUGCAAAUUCCGCUUUGCUUCCCCAUAGGGCUGACCGAACCGUUUCGGUUGCCUCCUUGUCUCCCGUCGUCUUUUUCUCCUGGAUUGAUGGAUAGUUAUCGCCAAACACCGCUCGAAGGCAACACAAAACUUUUCUUUCGGUGGGCCAGUCUUCUCGAAACUUCUCCCCGUGUUUCCCAGUCGCAAGAUACCAGUCGCAGCAACGGCAACAGGCCAAUCAUCGCGCGUUGUUUCGAGUGUCUGCGGUGUAGAUAUGUUUAUCGCCUGAAAACGUUCGUCGCUUUUGCUUGCGCCUUACUACGAUAUCCCUCUACAAGCUGUUGCAAUGAUAAGCGACGACGGUCGUCCGGGAUCCAAAACUACAAACCUCAUCGUGGGUUGUGUAAUAGUCCUUGCUAUCCUCUGCGUCAUUAUCCUGAUAUACUUCGUCCUGCGAAGCCUUCGUGCUCGAAACUACGAGCCAAAAUUUAUCCCAACACAAUUCUUGAAGCGCAAAUGGAAGGAAUGGGUGCCCCGUGCCGCUUAUGGCCACGUUCCAAGCAACUCUGGAGCGGGACGAGACGGCUCAUCGUCGCUCGAUUUGGUGCAGAAUACGGCCUAUGCAGGUGCAGGAGCCGCGGAAAUGGAGGCGACACAGGCGGCAAUCGACCGACACACAUCGAUCCGAUCUAUAAUAACCCUUCCUGCCUACUCACCCAUCCCUAAGCCGUCCGAACAAGUGAUCGGAAGGGAAGGAGAGCGAGCCGGUAUGGAUGUCGUGGUGGAGUUUCCGGAAACAGUGGACGAAGAGGAGACCCGGAGAGAGGAAGAGAUGGAGGCUCUGUAUCAAAUUCGACUACGUCGCAGACAGGAAAUUGCGGAGCGAGAGGAAAGGCGGCGGAUACGCCGGGAGGCGCGUGAACGUGGAGACUGGGUGCUUUUAGAGCAACUCCGUGCGGAGAGCAGCGCUAGGGUGCAGGCCCGCGCAAACAACGAGACAGUGUCCGCAGCCUCGCUCUUAGCGGAGCAUCAGUCUCGGGGCCGGGAAAGACGCAUAUCAAGUGUAUCAUAUGCCGCUGUUGGGCAUGUCCGCCAUGAUGGCUCUCGUCUGCGCGCAAGUUCUCAGGGAUCGGAUUCCCGGCCCCUCCUAGAUACCCCCGCGGCCAUGGCCCAGGGCGGAAGUGGAAUGCCGCCGAUGCAUCGUCGUACUUUGUCCAGCACCUCUGUCCUGUCACAGUCUACAAUCUUCUCCGAUGCUGAAAAUGCACCCACUCCAGAAACUGACAUUGCAGACUCUUCUAUCCCACAACCUCCACCCUACGAAGAUCUUGGCGAGGCUCCUCCGUACGCUGAAUCACCGCAAUUUGCUCACCAGCCGACCCAGCUCGCUCCAAAUAGCAAUGUACCUAGUAUUGCUGUCGAGAAUGCGACGCCACCCCCUAGCACUCCUCAUUCGCCCGUUUUUCCUUCCAGAAGCGCUGUAUCUGUUCCACCAUAG